This is a messenger RNA of Penicillium robsamsonii, 2364 nucleotides long. RefSeq lists its product as uncharacterized. Lineage: Eukaryota; Fungi; Ascomycota; Eurotiomycetes; Eurotiales; Aspergillaceae. The coding region runs from base 1 to 2364 and encodes 787 amino acids. The record is from RefSeq and is a predicted model, not a curated record. The transcript has a single exon.
AUGCCCUAUACACGUCCCGUCUCCCCGAUCUUCCUCGAAACAUGCGUGCCUUUGCCCUCCGAGCUAGAUUCAGAUGACCUGCUCGCCUCGGAUGACGAGCUGGAUGACGCUGCCCAAGCUGCAAAGUGUCAGCGGGUCGAGAAGUUAGCGGAGUCUUAUCUGCAGGGCAAACCACUGUUGAUUCUCUCCUCGUCGCUCCAAGGCCCGUUCAAUGAGGGAUGGACCAAUCCAUGGAAGAAGACCAGGACACGCGGAGCUGGCGCACCAACGAGGGCUUUAUUGAAUCGCAAAACAAAUGUCCCUGAGCCGGUGGUCCAAGAAACUGAUUUGCGGGCUCCAAAGUACCGAGAGGGUCUAUCGGUUAGCACGCGUCGCCCAGAGAUCCCUGCGACAUCGCGCAACUCCCCUAGGACCUCAUCGCAAACUGGAGACCGUUCCUCGCCCUCGAAAUCACCGCGGAGGCAAUCCAAGGAGCCCAACCCGCGCCCCAGACAUGGGCAAACUGGAGCAUCACGACGGUCUUCCACAAAAUCAAAGGAAACGCCGCUGUCGACAGUCGAUGAUCGAUCAAUAAUGCCGCCCAGGACAGUGGACUGGCUAAAGAAGGAUCGGAAACUCAUGAACUUCACCAAGUUCGAACCGCCGAGCUCGCCAACAAUAUCCGUUGCUUCUCGUCAGUUCGAUAAACCUCGUCGACCGUUCCCUCGCUCUGUUCAAGUCCAGGUCCCACAGACGCCUGGCUCGCCAAUAAAAUGUUCCCCUGUUGAUAUUGUCCCAGCGAAGACAGCCCAGAGUGCCCGUGCGAACUCGAACGGGCACCUAUCUCCACGGUCGACCUCAGCCGCCUCACAUUCACCCAAGGUCCCUGCCGUUCCCAAAUUAUCACCGUUCCAACAAUAUCAGCAGUCCCGUUUGUCGCAGGAAGCAUCUCUCCGAAUCAUUAACUCUUCCUCUCAGCUGCCGAGGUUUGAAUAUCGGAGGUGGCUCCAUCAACAAUCUAGUCAACUGGAGAAGAAUUCUCCUAUGCAAGAUGAGAGUAUUCUGCAAGAAGAGACUUUUUUGCAGGAGGACAGUCCCCUCAAAGAAAAAUCCAUAGUCGAUCCCGCACCCGCCAGGCCUAGUCCCGCUAGGGACCAAGUGUUGGAACCUGCUGAACCUGAACCUUUGGCUCCUGAAGAAAUAACAGUCCACAAUGAGGGCCCUGCAACGAAAGAUGCAAGCAACAUGACUUUGUCGAAAGAAACAAGGUUCGCAGAUGAGGAAGAUGUUAUAGAUGACAAUCUUGGGGUAGAGAUCGCAGCAGAAGGUGUUGCCGAGGGCGAGGCUGCAGCGGAAGAUGUUGCAAACGAGGAAUAUACAUCGACACUCCACAACACAGAUAUCUCUGCACCAACCGAACCGAACACCUACGAUGAUCUCCCUUCUGCUCAACAGGUGCCAGCACCUUUGGGAGUCUCAGAUCGGGUAACAUCAUUACACUCGACGGCUUUGCCAAGAGCAGAUUCUGGACCAGAUCCACAGCCAAGCCCUGAUAACCAGCUUUCGACCCAGGCUGCCCUUUUGCAUGCCCAGAAGUCUUUUCAAGACGACCUGGACAGUGCAGAAUAUUACAAUCAACAUACACCGGAUCCGGACCGGGCAGUCCAUUCCCUCAAUGCUUCGCUUCACUCAGCAAAUGUCACUCCAUUCUACCGUCUAGAUGAGUCUAUUCGACGUGACCUAGAGCGGAGUUCGAGAUCCAUGAACAAGGACCGGAUGCAAGCAAUGAGCACGCAGUUCAUACUUGAUGCAGCUACACCUUUCAAUUUCAGCACUGAGCAAGUUGGCCAAGAUCGGAGCUUGAAACCUACGAACCGAAAUAUAACGCAAUCCUUGAAUACGCAAUUCAUGCUCGAUGCAGCUACACCCUAUGCUUUCAGCACAGAGAAGAGACCGCGCGCAUCCCGGCCAGACUUAGGUUAUCCUACAGCCAGAAGCUCCAAGAGAAAAAGGACGGCCAAUGUCGGAAACCCAUCCCCUCCUACUAGGAGUCAAUCUACAUCUCCUGACAACGAAUAUCACACUGCGGACGAAGAAAGCCCAGGAUCAGUGGCCCAACAGUUGGGUUAUCAACCAACUUUUCAAUCUGCCACAGAGGUCGCGUCCUCCCCCCUCACCCUAAACGAAUCGACACCAACGACAGGCCAGGAUGGACAAGGUGGAAUGGAGAGUUUCAACCUCAGUCAGGCAAUUGCAGAUGCUGGUAGUUGGCUUCAACAAAGUUUUGAUUUCAUGAAGGACAACGGUCGCCCAAGUCAGAAUCUCAAGGCGAUUCCUACUUCCGAUGCGCACCCAUCCCCUUUACACAUGGAUCUAUCUCAAUAA